Messenger RNA from Varanus komodoensis (Komodo dragon), 3870 nucleotides. RefSeq names its product endothelin converting enzyme 2 (gene ECE2). Gene Ontology annotation, molecular function: extracellular matrix structural constituent; metalloendopeptidase activity. The record is from RefSeq and is a predicted model, not a curated record. Bases 88 to 2400 code for a protein of 770 amino acids. NCBI's taxonomy places the organism in Eukaryota, Metazoa, Chordata, Lepidosauria, Squamata, Varanidae. Gene Ontology annotation, biological process: protein processing. Gene Ontology annotation, cellular component: plasma membrane. The transcript has 19 exons.
GCCGCCACCGCUCCCGCCGCCGCCGCCCGGCUCGGCCCCGGCUGGGUGCGGAACUAGGGAGGCGCGGCGCCCGGCGCCUCUCCGCCCAUGAUCGCCAGCAUGAACGUAGCGCUUCAGGAGCUCGGGAGCACCAUGUCUGAGUAUAAACGAGCAAUGUUUCAGGAUGAGGAUGCGCCAGAUGCUACUGGAGAUGGGAACACCUCUCCUGACAGUGUGGAGGUGGGCUUCAGGAAAGGGGAUGGCCCCCUGCUCAGCCGCCUGGGCUCCCGGACCCCGCUGAAGCUGGCGCUCUUGGCCCUCUCCCUCUUUGUAGCUCUGCUGCUCCUGAGCUCCGUCAUCGCCAUGGGCAUCCAGUACAGUAAAGACCCCUCACACACCACUUGCCUGACGGAAGCUUGCAUCAUUGUGGCCGGGAAAAUCCUGGAGGCGCUGGACCGAGAGACCAACCCCUGUGACGAUUUCUACCAGUAUGCCUGCGGGGGCUGGAUCAAGCGGAACCCUCUGCCCGACAGCCACUCGAAGUGGAGCACCUUCAACAGCAUUUGGGACCAGAACCAAGCCAUCAUGAAGCACCUGCUAGAGAAUGCCACUUUCAAUUCCAGCAGCGAGGCUGAGCGGAAGACCCAGCGCUACUACCUCUCUUGCCUGAAGGAGCAGAAGAUCGAGGAACUGGGCUCCCAGCCACUGAUGGAUCUCAUUGAGAAGAUCGGAGGAUGGAACAUCACUGGACCCUGGAGCCAGAGCAAUUUCAUGGAGGUCUUGAAACUGGUAUCAGGAACAUACCGGGCUUCUCCAUUCUUCACGGUUUUUGUAGGACCUGAUUCCAAAAGCUCCAACAGCAACAUCAUCCAGCUGGAUCAGUCAGGCCUUUUCUUACCAUCACGAGAUUACUACCUGAACAAGACGGCCAAUGAGAAGGUGCUGGCGGCCUACCUGGACUACAUGGUGGAACUGGGGGUGCUGCUGGGGGGAGGCAGAGCCUCCACGGAGGAGCAGAUGCAGCAGGUGCUGGAGCUGGAGACCCAGCUGGCCAACCUCACCGUGCCCCAGGACGAGCGGCGGGACGAUGAGAAGAUUUACCACAAGCUGAGCAUCGCUGAGCUGCAGGUUCUUGCCCCAGCUAUUGACUGGUUGGACUUCAUCUCCUACUUCCUCUCCCCUCUGGAGCUGACGGAUGCUGAGCCUGUGGUGGUUUAUGGCAGGGAAUAUCUGGAGCAAGUGUCCCAGCUCCUCAAUAGCACUGACAAAAGCAUCUUGAACAAUUACAUGAUUUGGAACUUGGUUCAGAAAACUGCCUCGAGCCUCGACCAGAGGUUUGAGACGGCCCAGGAGAAGCUGAUGGAGACCCUGUAUGGUACCAAGAAGUCCUGUACCCCUCGCUGGCAAACCUGCAUCUCCAACACAGACGACACUUUGGGCUUUGCCCUUGGGGCGCUGUUUGUAAAGUCCACAUUUGACAGGCACAGUAAGCAGAUUGCUGAGAACAUGAUAGCUGAAAUCCGCACAGCCUUUGAGGAAUCUCUGGGCCAGCUUGACUGGAUGGAUGAGAAAACUAGACAAGCGGCUAAAGAGAAGGCUGAUGCCAUUUACGACAUGAUUGGCUUCCCAGAGUUCAUUCUCGACAACAAGGAGCUGGACGACGUCUAUGACGGGUAUGAUGUUUCAGAAGAUUCCUUCUUCCAGAACAUGCUGAACUUCUACAAUUUCUCUGCCAGGUUUAUGGCAGAGCAGCUGAGAAAGCCCCCCAACCGGGACCAGUGGAGCAUGACUCCGCAGACAGUCAACGCCUACUACCUGCCUACCAAGAACGGCAUCGUCUUUCCUGCAGGGAUACUUCAGGCUCCCUUCUACGCGCGCGACCAUCCCAAGGCCCUCAACUUCGGAGGCAUCGGGGUCGUGAUGGGACACGAGCUCACCCACGCAUUCGAUGACCAAGGCAGAGAGUAUGACAAAGAGGGGAACCUGCGGCCGUGGUGGCAGAACGCAUCGCUGGAGGCUUUCAAGAACCGAACCGAGUGCAUGACGGAGCAGUACAGCAAGUACGUGGUCCAUGGAGAGCACAUCAACGGCAAGCAGACCCUGGGCGAGAACAUUGCUGACAACGGGGGACUGAAGGCUGCCUAUAAUGCUUAUAAAGUCUGGCUGAAGAAGAAUGGGGAAGAGAAGAGCCUGCCCUCUCUCGACCUCACGAACCACCAGCUCUUCUUCUUAGGGUUUGCGCAGGUGUGGUGCUCCGUGCGUACCCCAGAAAGCUCCCACGAGGGCCUGGUGACGGACCCGCACAGCCCUGACAAGUUCCGGGUCAUCGGCACCCUCAGCAACUCCCGGGACUUUCUGGAGCACUUUCGGUGCCCUGUCGGCUCCCGCAUGAACCCUGGGAAGCACUGCGAAGUGUGGUAGAGCAAGAGGGAAAGAAGGGAGAGGCUGCCCCUGGCGAGUCUGUACAUACCUCCAACAGCCCCCUGCACGGCACCAUCCCAGGAACCAGGCUGCGCCCUGGCACUGCGCACUGGGGAGCAGGGGGUGGUCUUGCCUCGUCAGCCUUGGGCAGGCAAGUGCCUUCCUCUGGCACCAGAGAAGGGUGAGCCCCACCAGUGCGCCCUGCCGAGUCCACUUCACUUGGGGCAGCAGCGGCAAAAGCACCGCCCGACCCCUCAGCUCUCCUUGUCACUCGCUUCCUCCUUCUGCACUGCACAGCCUUCCAGCUCCGCUUUGGUGCCCCAUUGUCAGCUGACCCAGGAAACGCCUUCCUGGUCCACGCUGGCGGGCCUGGUACCUUUGAAUUCUCACCCAGUUCAUCCCGCUUUUCCCCAUCCGCCGCAGCUCCGAAGCAGCCGGUGCUUAGCUUCGGUAUCUCCAAUUUUCAGGGACGGGUGAGGGGGCUGUAGAAAGGUGAAUCCCAUCGGCGGUGGAAUCGACUUUGGGGGGAUUUGGAAGCCAGCCAUGGCAGCUCAGUGGGGAGACCUUAGCCAUUAGGUGGGGCUGGAGCUGUGGAAGCUGCAGGGGCGAAGGGUGAGCAUUGGAAACCUGGGACAUCCCAGGACAGAUGCAUCAGAGCGAGGCUGAUUGAGCCAGGCUUUCUGUUUUCGUCUCUUGGAAAAAAGCUUCCAAGAAGAGCAAGCCCCUUCAUUUUCACCAUCUGCUGCUGCACAUGGAGGUUAAUUUAGCAGAGAGUCAUUGGCAGCCUGAUGCUCCAUGAACUUUUUUUGAUAGAGCCCCCUGCUAGCGGCCAUUCCAGGCUCCCACGCAGCUCAGGGGCUGAAGCAUAGCUCAGAUCUGGAUGGCUCCGCACACCACUGAGCUCCCAACUGCAAUAGCAUGCAGGGACGUGGCCCUCUCUUUUCAUGCAAGGACAAGAAUCCAAAGACGGAACCGGGCUCUGUAUCGGACAAUCCCCCUUCCUGCUGGGUGGGGACACAGGGCCAGCCCCUUGGGAGAUGUCGCGCAUGUGCCAACGCACAAUCCCGUCCUGUCACUGUGGAACAUGAACCUCCUUCUCGCUAGCAUUGUGCCUCCCAAGCUUCCCACUGCUUAUUUCCCUGUCACAAACAGAAAUCCGCCGAUUGCUAGCCGGGCACAUAGCACCCUGUCUGAAAGCGCAUUAACUGCACCACAGCUGCGCAUGGAAAGCCUCUGUCACAGGGAGAGGAGGAGUGGGGAGACCGGCUUGUUUCCAGAAGGUUUCCUUGCACCCUUUUUUAGGCCCGUUCUCAGUUCCAAACUAGCUUGGCUUAGAAUUCUGGACUUGCUCCCAUCAAUUGAACUUGGUGGGGACUAGUGCCUUGGAUUAGCGUGUGGAAGUAUGUGUGUUUGGGGGUAGGGGGUGCUAUUGGUGUACUUAAUGGAUUAAAAGCCGUUUCUGCUUAAUUA